AUGGGUUUGAAGGCACUUCCGCACCCAAAAAUUGUGAAGAAGCACACUAAGAAAUGGCAUCGCCAUCAAAGUGAUCUUUUCAAGCGUCUGGGCGAUAAAUGGAGAAAGCCAAAAGGUAUUGAUAACCGUGUUCGUCGUCGCUUCAAGGGCCAAAUGCGAAUGCCGAAGAUCGGUUAUGGAACUCAGGCUCGUGUUAGGCAUAUACACCCUGACGGAUUCCGCCACGUCAUAAUAAACAACGUGAAGGAACUUGAGGUCCUGCUUAUGCAGCACCGCACACAUGCUGGCGUUAUUGCGAGAACUAUUUCACGCAAAAACCGUGUCAAGAUCAUCGAACGUGCUCGUGAGCUAAACAUAAAGAUAGUGAAUCCCAACGCCAAGAUCCGUCUUGUAGAAAACGAGUAA
This is a messenger RNA of Rodentolepis nana, 405 nucleotides long. NCBI's taxonomy places the organism in Eukaryota, Metazoa, Platyhelminthes, Cestoda, Cyclophyllidea, Hymenolepididae. The record is from the annotation of a GenBank genome assembly.